This is a messenger RNA of Ceraceosorus bombacis, 2146 nucleotides long. Lineage: Eukaryota; Fungi; Basidiomycota; Exobasidiomycetes; Ceraceosorales; Ceraceosoraceae. The record is from the annotation of a GenBank genome assembly.
AUGAUCAUCCGCAACUUGCUUACCCCCCUCGUCGCAAUCCUCUCCAUCGCUUGCCUGCUGCGACCUGUUGUCGCGCUCACGUGCACCUCCAGGUACAGCGUCAAGUCUGGCGAUUCUUGCGAUGCCAUUGCAUCCUCCAACGGCAUUUCCAACUAUCAGCUGACUCACCUCAACGGAGAUUCUUUGAACUGCGCAGGCCUGAGCGUCGGACAGGAGCUGUGUCUUCGAAGCAAAGAGUACGACUGCUCGCCAGUCGUGCAGGUCAAAUCUGGUGAUGGCUGCUAUGCCAUCGCAGACGCUAACGGCAUCUCUUUGGAUCAAUUCUACGCGGAUAACCCCGGCAUCGACUGCGGUGCCAUCUAUGCAGGCUACUCGGUCUGCGUGUCCAAGACCACCCCGGCCAGCGGCGCCGGUCCUUCUCACACCUCCACAACGACCAGCUCUGCUUCCGUGCCGACCGAGACGAGCGGUGAUGGCGGCGGCGGCGGCGGCGGCGAGAGCGGAGCCUGCACCCUCUACACGACCGUCCAGGCCGGCGAAAGCUGCAACGAAAUUUGCAAUCGCGCUCACGUCACGCUCUACGAUCUGCAGCAGCUCAACAGCGGCGAUCAGCUUUGUGCAUCGCUGCAGUCGGGCCAAGCGCUGUGCGUCGACGGUGCAAAAAGGAGUUGCGGCAAGCCCUACACCAUUCAGUCGGGCGACAGCUGCUACGCCAUCUCGCAGACUCACAAUCUCACCCUAGCAGAGUUUUACGAUAUCAAUUCCAACAUCGACGAAAAUUGCUCCAACAUUCAGCCAGAUGAGGUCGUCUGCGUAGCUAAGCGCAGUCCGAAUGACGAGCCGCCUGCUUCUUCGAACUGUUCUCGAUUCGCUUCGGUGCGAGUGGCGGACACGUGCGAGAAGAUUGCUGCUCGAUCUUCCCUCACUUCUGUCCAGUUGCGAGGACUGAAUUAUCCGCUCGACUGUAGUCAUCUGCGCGUGGGCGACCAGCUUUGCACUUUUGCACCCGAUGCCAACUUUUGUCCCCAGCUGCACAUCGUCAAGCACAACGACACGUGCUACGAUUUGGCUCAGAAUGCUUCCAUGAGUCUUCAGGAGUGGACCAGCGUCAAUGACUAUGGCAAGGAAGCCGUUGACUGCGAUGCCUUGAUUCUGAGCUCCAUCGUCUGUCAAGCUCAUGGCAAUGCUACGCUGCCCGCUGGAGGACAGGGCAACUCGACGGAUCUACCGCUGUGCUCGAAAUGCAACGACGAUACGCAUUGCUGCUCAAAAUAUAGCGUCUGCGCUCCGCUAGCUUCCGACUUUUGCAAGCGCGACGAGGGCGUGAGUGGCGGCGCAGAGACUGGCAGAGACGUUGCGCAGACUGAUUAUAUGUUAGCACCCAUUCUAUACCAGUGUCAAGGCAAUUGUCAAGGCGACCAAGGCGUGAGCAUACCCGACGGUCAAGAUGGUGGAGCUGGCCCAAUCGGCAGCAACUACACGUGAGUCGAGGCAAGCGCUCGGAUCCAGCAAAGCAGUAAACCGACUACCGUGUAUUUUUUGCAGCUAUCCACCCAUUCACACCAGCUGCAACAAUUGCUCUGCCACCGAGUGCUGCAGCAAUGUCGGAGGCAAGGACAUGUGUCUGCCAAGCGAUACGUGGUACUGCCUUUCCACUAAUGGCUGCGUCGAUCACUGCACCGACAUUGCCGACUUGGCUCUGAUUGCGGAUCCACAAUUCACGCAGAUCGCGGAUGCUCCAACGUGGCAGUUUCCCAGCGGAGACUUUCCGGAUGGUGAUCCCUGCGCAUGUGGCGACGAUUUUAAAUGCUGCGCAUCGUCCGGGAAAUAUCUCACCAAGAGUCAGGACGAAGACGAUUGCUACAUUGGAGCAGGGUGUCUGUACAAUUGUUACGAUGUGCGAUGGUGAGUCACUUGUUUGCUAUGGCUGACUCGCUCGACGGACGGAUCUCUGACCCACCCGAGGGCUCGCAGGUCUGCAGAUGAGAAUGAAGGCUCGUCCGUGGUUGAAGUGAAGCACCCUUAUAGUUCAAAGGCGGACACUUCUAGCUCGUCUCGUCGCCGCCGCCACGAGCAUCGUACGCGCAGCAAUCGCAGUAGGUUGGAGAGGCUGACAGACAAACUCGGGCUCUACAUAAGACACUGA